UCUGUUCUACUUUACCUUGUGUGCUCCCUAUAUUUAGCUCAGUCCAGGGAAACCAACCAACACAGGCAGGAAAACUAAGUUGGGAAAGAAUUGAAGGAAGUCUAGUGGACAUUUAGACAAAGAACUCACACAGUGGGAUCAGUGCUGGCUGAAUAUGCAGCAGCACUGUGUAUGGCUGAGACAGCUGCAGAAACGGGGCUGUGUGAAGAAAGGGUUGGGAGAUACUUUGAUCCAGCAACUAGACGGUUAUGCUGAGUUCAGUAGCAGUCUUGUGGAUCCUGAUGGACUUUGGUUUUGAUAUGGAUUUGAGCAGACAAAAAAUGGAUCUAUACAUGAACAUUCAUACCAAGUGGAUCCAUGUGGUCUGCUGGUAGAUCUCAGCAGAGUGGGAGUCUCAGAUGAGGAAAAUCCUGAGUGGUCCGAAGCUGUGAUCAGGAAUUGUUGACCUCUAUCUUCAAUCUUGGCACUAUGGGAUCAUCCACACUGGGAAAGGCAGCAUCUCUUGAUGCGCUUUUAAAUGAAUGCAUUCAAGCAUUUGAUGACAAUGGAGAGCUGCAGGCCAACCUGCUUCCUCGCAGCCUGCUGCUGAUGCAUCGCUGGUACAUUACAUCCUCAGAACUGGUGGGAAAACUACUGAUAAUGUACCGUGACUGCGAAGAUGACAACUGCCAGAGAACCAGGCUGAAGAUAUGUCAUUUCAUGAGGUACUGGAUAGUAACAUUCCCUGCUGAGUUCAACCUGGACCUGGGUUUAAUCAGGGCAACAGAAGAGUUCAGAGAUGUGGCUGCUCAGCUUGGCUGUGAGGAGCAUUUCAAACUCAUCGACAUUUCCACCAUUCCGUCGUACGACUGGAUGCGUCAGCUGACCCAGAGGAAGAAGCAGGCUAAGAAAGGCAAGGCCUCGCUGCUGUUUGACCACCUGGAGCCCAUGGAGCUGGCUGAGCACCUCACCUUCCUAGAGUUCAAGUCCACCAGGAGGAUCUCGUUCACUGAUUACCAGAGCUACGUGAUCCAUGGCAGCCUCGUGGACAAUCCGACUCUGGAGCGCUCCAUUGCUUUGUUCAAUGGAAUCUCUCAGUGGGUGCAGCUCAUGGUGCUAAGCAAACUAACACCUCAGACACGAGCAGAGGUCAUCACCAAAUACAUCCACGUGGCACAGAAACUUCUGCAGCUGCAGAACUUCAACACCCUGAUGGCAGUGGUUGGAGGGCUGAGCCACAGCUCCAUUUCUCGACUUAAGGAGACUCAUUUUUAUCUGGCUCCAGAAGUUGUGAAGAUCUGGAGCGAGAUGACCGAGCUGGUCUCUUCCAGUAACAACUACUCCUGCUACCGAAAGGUCUUCAGCGAGUGCCAGGGCUUUAAAAUCCCCAUCCUGGGUGUGCAUCUCAAGGACCUAAUCGCAGUGCAUGUGGUGUUUCCUGACUGGGUUGAUGACGGUAAUAAGGUGAACCUGGUGAAGAUGCAUCAGCUUUACAUGACCUUCAAUGAGCUGGUGUCAUUGCAGAGUGCAGUGGCCCAAGUGGAGCCCAACAUGGACCUCAUUUACCUGCUAACGCUUUCUUUAGACCUUUAUUACACAGAAGAUGAGAUUUAUGAGCUGUCAUUGCUAAGGGAACCACGUAACCCCAAAUCAUUGCCUACCUCUCCAACAACUCCCAACAAGCCCCUGGCUCCACUGGACUGGGCGUCUGGUGUUACCACCAAACCAAACCCCUCUGUUGUCAAUAAACACAUUAGGAAGGUGGUGGAUUCUGUGUUCAGGAAUUAUGACCAUGAUCAUGAUGGCUAUAUUUCUCAAGAGGACUUUGAGAGCAUCGCUGCUAACUUUCCCUUCCUUGAUUCCUUCUGCGUUUUGGACAAAGAUCAAGAUGGAUUGAUCAGUAAGGAUGAGAUGAUUGCAUAUUUCCUUCGGGCUAACCCACUGCUCCAGUGUAGGAUGGGACCAGGAUUCAUCCACAACUUCCAGGAGAUGACAUACCUGAAGCCCACCUUCUGUGAACACUGUGCUGGAUUUCUCUGGGGAAUCAUCAAGCAAGGUUACAAGUGCAAAGACUGUGGCGUUAACUGUCAUAAACAGUGUCGGGAACUGUUGGUUCUGGCCUGUAGGAAGUUGAUCCGCUCCAGCUCUGUGGGCAGCGUUUCCCAUGCCAGGCUGACCCACAGCUCACUGCCCAGCAGCCCUGCAAUGCCCCCCUAUGAGGAUGAGGUGUUUGUAUUCCCAGCUGUCACACCAUCAGCUCCAGCUCUGGACACUCAAUCCAUCACUCUGAUGACUGGUUCAGCCCAGAGAAUCUCUGUUCGCCUGCAGAGGGCCACCACCUGCCAGGCCACACAGACCGAUCCCCUGUGGCCUGAAAGCAGCUGGGGGGCCACAGACAGCGGCUCCCACACCUUCCCUAAAAUGAAAUACCGGACUCACAGGAAGGCAUCUAAAAAUGAAGGUUUUGCCUGCUGGGAAAACCAGAAUGACCAGAACCAGGUGGUUUCCUCCCAGUGCAGCAUGGAGCCUGAAGAGAAGUCGCACAUUUCAGUAGAGCUCGUACAAAACGGGAUUGCACUCAGAGGGAAGAAAAGCUGACUUGGUCACGGUGGUGAAGGCCAGUCCCAAGAGUCAGGAAGGUCCCUGGCAGCGGGGACCAGGAAGCUCUUCUCUCUGGGGGAGGUACUGGGCUGCCUGAGGUCUCCCUGUAGUGACCUGUAGUUAUCGUGUCCACUCUAGCCUUCAGUACAGACAAAGCUUCAUGUGGAUGCUGUGUAGCUGCGAUCUGAAAGAGGAGCUCAGGCUAACACCUAGUGUGAACAACAUGGAGAGACGCCUCCAUCCUGGGGCAUCAGAUCACUAAGAUGUGACUUACUGUAGGUCUGAGUGUUGGAUGUACAUAAAAUCAAGCAUUUGAAAAAGUAAUAAGAAACAUUUUAAAGUAAGUAUAGAAUGGGUUCAGUUUAGUGGACUGAUGCUGUCUAAUAACUUUACAACAGACGGCUUUAAAAAUCCAGCUGGGGUACAGUAUGACAAAGUAAACACCAGUAACUGAAAAUGUCUCCUGCUUGAUCUGAAGAAACAAGUAAACUUUGGGUGGCUGAAAAGACCAAGAAAAGAGUGAUGGAUGUUGGAGAGUGUGUAGCUCUUUGCAUGUGGAGUUACAAAUAAAGGGAAAUUGAAAGUGAAUUUUAAGGGCAUCCGACCCUACAUCCAGGCAAGACGUCAACGAUGGAUGAUUCUGCAAAACCCUGAAUUAUGAAUAAUGAUCAUUUUGACUCUUUACUGCCAACAUGUUUUGUAAAUUAAUUAUUUCCUGCAGUAUCUGACAACUAUGGUGUGGUUAAUUCUACAACUGUCUUAAGGAAAAGACAAGACCUAUUCAUGAGUUCAACAGCAGUGAUAACAGCCCCGAAAUACAUCAUCUUUAGAAUCUGAUUUGAUGAAUUUUCCUGGCCAGAUCCUAGGGAAAUGUUAAUGUUGCAUGAGCGUCGCAUCAUAGUGUGGAAGAAAUGCCUAAAUAACACAUCAAACAAAGAAAUAAAGUAAAAUACAAUAGUUUGUUGUAUUUCGUUUUUAUGUAUUUACUGACACAAAAAGGACCUUUUAAUUCUUUGUCUUUAAUAUUUGAAUUGUCAUUGUGACAUUGCAAAUUUACCAUGCAACAUUAAAAUCUAAUGUCAGACGUCUAAUUGUCUGCUCAGCCUCCUGCAGGACAGUUGAUCCCUUAAGCUGCUGAUAAUCAGUAAUAAAUGUAACUAAACAUACAGUCCAUAGCAUUGCCCCUGUGGUGAGGAAGCCUAGGGGAGUUUGUUUUAAUGUUAAAGACAGCCCAUGGUCCUACCCCUCAUUGUGUUUCUUUUUGGCACGAUGAUGCUUCUUCCUCUCUGUUGCACCUCCUCAUAAGAACUGAUUUUGUUUUAGCAAGUCUAUGCUGCCCCCUGCUGGACAACAUUAAACCACAACAAACCUGUUUUCUCUGUGACUUAAUUUGAAUAUGGCAUGAAAAAUUCAAGUCACUUGAAAAUGUAGUUAUUUAAAACAAAGGGUUAAGUAACUGUCACUUAAAUGUUUUUUCAUUUAUAACUGUAAAAAAAUACAUACAAGUAAAUGCAAAUAAUGUGCAGCCUGUUGUAUUUUAGUUUGUUCCUUUGAUUGAGCAUAAAGCAUAUACACUAUAAAAAUGGGGAAUGUGUGUGUGCUUGUGUUUUAAAAGCAAAAUAAAGUAUUGUGGGCAUGUA
Messenger RNA from Monopterus albus (swamp eel), 4220 nucleotides. RefSeq names its product RAS guanyl releasing protein 3 (calcium and DAG-regulated) (gene rasgrp3). The coding region runs from base 469 to 2577 and encodes 702 amino acids. NCBI's taxonomy places the organism in Eukaryota, Metazoa, Chordata, Actinopteri, Synbranchiformes, Synbranchidae. Gene Ontology annotation, molecular function: guanyl-nucleotide exchange factor activity; calcium ion binding. The transcript has 17 exons. Gene Ontology annotation, cellular component: plasma membrane. The record is from RefSeq and is a predicted model, not a curated record. Gene Ontology annotation, biological process: Ras protein signal transduction.